This is a messenger RNA of Pistacia vera, 633 nucleotides long. RefSeq lists its product as uncharacterized. Lineage: Eukaryota; Viridiplantae; Streptophyta; Magnoliopsida; Sapindales; Anacardiaceae. The transcript has 2 exons. The coding region runs from base 1 to 633 and encodes 210 amino acids. The record is from RefSeq and is a predicted model, not a curated record.
AUGUCAUUGGGUGUUGACAAUGGUACUUUCAAAACUGGGUUUCUUGUCCAACUAGAAAAGAUGAUGGCAGAAAGAAUUCCAUCUUCUGGGUUGAAGGCAACACCACAUAUUGAAUCACGAUACAAGCUAUGGAAAAGGCAGUAUGCUGCCAUUUCAGAUAUGUUAAAUCACGACAGUGGCUUUGGGUGGAAUGAUGAAGAUAAAUGCAUAAUUGUAAGCAAUGAUGUGUUUGAGGAGUGGGUGAAGAGCCAUCCAACUGCACAAGGAUUAAGGAACAAACCUUUCCCCCACUAUGACACAUUAGCCAUUGUUUUCGGUAGGGACCGGGCAACUGGAGCUAGAGCGAAGACCCCAGCUGAUGCUGUUGAAAAUCUUAAUUCAGAAAUUCCCAAAAACAACAAUGAAUCAAUGGAUGUUGAUGUUGAUGUUGAUGCUAAUAAAGGAAGUAAUGUUCCAGACAAGGAUGAUGUGGCUGCCUUUGGAGCUUGUGGAACUCGUAGGAGAUCUAGUAGCAACAAAAGAAAAAGAAAUGACGAUGGCAUCUCUGAAAUGGUGGACCAAAUGAAGAAGUUGAGGGAUACGUAUGAGGUUGCUUGCUUCCCGAGGGAUGGAAAAGUUGGCUGCAGCUUUUGA